This is a messenger RNA of Setaria italica (foxtail millet), 919 nucleotides long. RefSeq lists its product as uncharacterized. The transcript has 5 exons. The record is from RefSeq and is a predicted model, not a curated record. The coding region runs from base 89 to 553 and encodes 154 amino acids. NCBI's taxonomy places the organism in Eukaryota, Viridiplantae, Streptophyta, Magnoliopsida, Poales, Poaceae.
UAUCCCUUCUUUCCAACUCCGAGACAAAAAGAAGAUAAGGAGGCCCACCCGGCAGUGAUUGUAGUCUGCACCCGCAAUCCCAACGGCCAUGGCGUUCGCCGGCGUCCUCCGCGCCGGCGUCCUCGCGGUGCCCCCUCCGCUACCCGCCUCCUCGCCGCCGCCAUUCUUCGCCACUUCGGCCUAUGCCCGUGUACCUCGCCCCACGGCGGCAGCACGGGCCGUACGAUACCGGCGACGGGGCCGGCCGAGCCGCGCUGCCGCGGCGAUCACCGCGUCGCUCGACCUCACCGAGGACAACGUCCGGCUAGCCCUAGAAGAAGCCAAAUCCGAGCUGGGGCAGCUGUUCGACACGUCGGUGGGCAUCACAGGGCAAGUUGAUCUCGCGGAGUUGGACGGGCCGUUCGUGAAGCUCCGGCUCAAGGGCAAGUUCUGGCACACCCGCGCCACCGUGGUCGCGAGGAUCGGCAACUACCUCAAGAACCGCAUCCCGGAAAUCUUGGAGGUGGAGAUAGAGGAUGAGAAGCAAUUGGAUGACAGCCCCGCUGCUUUCUGAGCAAAUGUUUUCCCAUUGUCUUGAGCACAAAAAAGCCCUGCAUUGGGAAUCUCGGUUGCCACUUCGCCUCUCACGGUUCAGCAUUCUUGUCAUAUAUCCAGGCAUCAGGAUUCAGGCGAGGGGGGCUACUUGAAGAGUGAAUAAUUACAACUCCUAGAUACUUUCUAUCUGAGCUAUCCUCUACUUAAGGCACAGUUCGUUCUGGCACGUUUAGUUCCUGGUUUGCAUAGAGACCAAUGGGACAGCAGCUUUGGGCCUUGUUUAGUUGGGGAAUUUGGGAGGUGCCAAAUUACUGUUACAGCACUGUAGCACACUGUAGCGUUUCGUUUGUAUUUGUGAAUUAUUGUCCAAAUAUUGACUAAUUAG